Trichomonas vaginalis G3 is the source of this 759-nucleotide messenger RNA. RefSeq names its product cyclin-dependent kinase inhibitor 2C-related family. NCBI's taxonomy places the organism in Eukaryota, Parabasalia, Trichomonadida, Trichomonadidae. The transcript has a single exon. Bases 1 to 759 code for a protein of 252 amino acids. Gene Ontology annotation, molecular function: protein binding. Gene Ontology annotation, cellular component: cytoplasm; nucleus. The record is from RefSeq and is a predicted model, not a curated record.
AUGAAUGGUGCUGACAUUAACUCCAAGAAUUACACAGGUAUGGUUCCUCUUUGCUAUGCUGUAGGAUAUAAUAAUAUUGAAAUUGCAGAACUUCUCAUCUCAAAUGGAGCAAACGUGAAUGAAAAAGAUAAUGAUGGCAAUUAUGUUAUUCAAUAUACUGAUGUUCUAAACAACAAAGAAAUGAUGGAACUUCUUAUUUCGCAUUUUGCAGAAACUAAUUCAAAAGCCAUGCAUGGAAUGACUGCCUUUCAUUUUGCAUGCCUUCAUAAUUUCACUCGAUUAAUAAAUUCUUUGAUUUCAAAAGGUGCAAAUAUUCACGCGAAAAAUGAUGAUGGAAUGACACCUCUUCAUUUGGCAGCAGCUAAAAAUUGUCAAGAAAUUGUUGAAAUAUUAAUCUCGGAAGGCGCCAAUAUAAAUGAAAAAGAUAAAUGUGGAGUCACAGCUCUGCAACUGGCAUCUCUAAACAACAGUAAAGAAACCUUAGAGAUCUUAAUUUCGCAUGGUGCAGAAAUUAAUGCUAAAGAUAAUAAUGGAAAGACUGCUCUUCAAUAUGCGGUAGAGAAAAAUAGAAAAGAAGCUAUAGAAAUUCUAAUUUUGCAUGGUGCAGAAAUUAAUGCUAAAGAUAAUGACGGAUUAACGGCACUUCAAUAUGCAUCUAAGAAUGACAAUAAAGAAGCCUUAAAAAUUCUACUUUUACAUGGUGCAAACAAUAACGAAGAAAAUAAUGACGAAUCUACCGGUUUGGAUAAAAAACCUUGA